Messenger RNA from Orbicella faveolata, 1497 nucleotides. RefSeq names its product beta-1 adrenergic receptor-like. Gene Ontology annotation, molecular function: neurotransmitter receptor activity; G protein-coupled serotonin receptor activity. The record is from RefSeq and is a predicted model, not a curated record. NCBI's taxonomy places the organism in Eukaryota, Metazoa, Cnidaria, Anthozoa, Scleractinia, Merulinidae. Gene Ontology annotation, cellular component: plasma membrane; dendrite. Gene Ontology annotation, biological process: G protein-coupled receptor signaling pathway, coupled to cyclic nucleotide second messenger; chemical synaptic transmission.
ACCCAGUAAAUUAGGAGUGAAAGAAAACUAUUCUAUGAAACAAUCGACACAAAAGAAGAGAAUAUUAAAUGGUCUUAAAUAUGAAAAGGUUUUCCUCACCUUGGAUGAUAAUUAUGCAGAUAUCUAAGCGAACCAAUUAAAUGACUCGAAAUACAGCAGACAGUCGGUUAACCAAUCAUUGUUAUCGUUGAUAUUGCAGAGGGCGCCCUUAUAACUGUUGUUUGCUGAACUACCUUAAAAAAUAUCUCACAUUUAACCUGCCACAAAACAAACAUUACGUUCUCCUCGUCCAUCGGAGAAAAAAACAAAACUACUGCGAUGGUGCCCGUUAUAGUGUUUCUGUACGUUACAUUAAGCGUUUUAAUUACUUCAGAUAAUCUUUUGGUGAUAGCAGCCGUUUAUUCGACGCGAACUUUACGGAAAGUCACCAAUUAUUCCCUGGUUUCGUUGGCGUUUGCCGAUCUUCUUGUUGGUUGUGUUGUUUUACCUGUCAGGGCGGUCGAAGCUUGGGCUUUCCACUGGUCCAGAAACAUUCUUUGGUGUCAAUUUUCACUGAGUCUUACACUACUCAGUUUGUCCGCGUCGGUGUUAAACCUCCUCAUUGUUACAAUCGAACGAUACCUCGCCAUAAUUCUUCCCUUCACCUACGCAAGUAAAAUCACCACGCGAAGGAACUUUUACGUAAUAAUGCUAGUCUGGGUUGCUGCGUUUUUGGUUUCGUUUUUGCCGUUCGUUGCCUUGAAAAGCACGACAGCUCAAGAACGUGAACAACAGCAUAAAGUUUGCCGUUUUGCGGACACCCUGAGCUCCGAAUACUUGGUAUUUUUUUCUGCCACUGUUGUUUUUAUCCCAACACUGUGUAUCAGUUUAGCUUACCUGAGAAUUUACUUCGCUGCAAUCAAGCUGAGAGCAAGGCUGAAAUCUCUACAAGUUCAACAGGAGGGAGAAGAUAAUAUAGCAUCAGUACUGAAAGAGUCCAAAACCGCUAAAACGAUAGGAGUGGUAGUCGGCGUUUUUUAUUUGUGCUGGAUCCCUUUCCUGAUUGCAGUUGUGUUAAGCGCAUUCUUCAAGGAUUUAAUAACUCCUGUUGUAGUCCUGGUCAUUUCCACGCUAGUUUUCAGCAAUUCCGCUAUUAAUCCAGUCCUUUACGGUUUCUUGAAUCGCGACUUCCGGUUGGCUUACAAGAGACUGAUACCCAGGCUUUCCCGUAUGUGUGCCAGGGACAUUCCGCCGUUACAGAGAAGAAGAGGUUAUGACGUAUCACAAUUGUCCAUGAGGGAUAACACGAGUUGCCCGAACGUUCAAGGAGUGUCAAUCACUACCCGCGUGACUGUUUGAUCAGGCGUACGAUCACGUGAUUGAGGCAUGGAAAAUGCGGUCACUCCAAGAUAGAUUUAACAAAUAGAUUACACGUUGACAUGCUUCUGUUUAGUGAGAAACCAUAAACUGCAAGGGACCGCAUACGAUAAACGCUGCCAACGUAGGAUCUACAAGAGA